UAUAAAAGCGUGAACAUUACCCGCGUGUGAGUAAAGAGUGGGCGGGUCGGAGGCGCGAGACAGAGCUGGUCAGGUGAUGAAAUACUGGCACUUCACUUCACUUCACCUGCCGUAGUUUCCGCGCGGGACGUAAAACAACCCCAAUGGCUGAACAGUACACAGAUCUAGAGUUGGCGAUAAACACCUUGGUCAAAAACUUCCAUUCAGCGUCGCCUACUAAUGCUGACACGCUCACAGCCCAGGAGUUCCAGAGCAUGGUCUCCAAAGAGCUGCCCACCAUGGUGAAGACAUCAGGGGACCAAGAAGGACUCAACAAACUCCUGGCGGACCUGAAGGUGGAGGAGGGAAAGGGCAUCGCAUUCAAGAAUUUUUGGCAAUUGAUUGAAUCUCUGGCCACUACUCAGUUUGGUUUGCAGAGCAAAGAGAAACAAGUGAAAUGUGUGAAAUGUAGUCUGAUGUAACACUGGCCCUGAGCAAACAAGACCAAUCCACAUUACAUGGAUGUCCACCACAGCCCUGAGAAAACACGUCCAAUCAGCAGCUUCUCUUACCCAUGACCCUCUGCAAUACUGUGCAUGUCGCUCUAUUGGCCUUUUCGGUAGGUCUUAUCAUAAUUGUUGUUAAAGAGAUUCCUGAAUGAAUACCCUACAAGCCUUUACGACACAAACCACAAUAUAAUCUCUACCAUCGGUGUAACUGGAGCCACACCUGUCUGGCCAGAUAACGUAAGAUCUAGUGGCUAAUUUAUUUCCUCAUUUGUUCUGGUGCUGCAGGUUUUUGUAUUAUUGUGCCACUUUCAUCCUGCGCUCACGUUUGUUUUUACUUUAGUUUUACAUAUAAAAAUAGGAAACGAUUUGUUAUGACAACUGUGAUCAUAUUUUAUGUAACUGUGGGUCACAUGUCUGUUCAGACUGACAUGCAUUGCAAAAGAGACAAUGUGAGUAAAAUAUAUUGUAGUAGGGAAGUAGAGUUGUGACACCACAUAUUCUGUACUGUAUUUGACUUCACGGUAGCACAAUGUAAUUGUUGAUGCUAUUAAAUAUGUGCUGAAGGUU
Messenger RNA from Puntigrus tetrazona (Sumatra barb), 1055 nucleotides. Its product is annotated as protein S100-A14-like. The transcript has 3 exons. NCBI's taxonomy places the organism in Eukaryota, Metazoa, Chordata, Actinopteri, Cypriniformes, Cyprinidae. Bases 144 to 461 code for a protein of 105 amino acids. The record is from RefSeq and is a predicted model, not a curated record.